This is a messenger RNA of Drosophila ananassae, 1327 nucleotides long. It is a transcript of the gene Ass, whose product is annotated as argininosuccinate synthase. Gene Ontology annotation, cellular component: cytoplasm. Bases 39 to 1298 code for a protein of 419 amino acids. Gene Ontology annotation, molecular function: ATP binding; argininosuccinate synthase activity. Lineage: Eukaryota; Metazoa; Arthropoda; Insecta; Diptera; Drosophilidae. The transcript is spliced from 3 exons. The record is from RefSeq and is a predicted model, not a curated record. Gene Ontology annotation, biological process: L-arginine biosynthetic process; urea cycle.
UGGCACCACUAAACGGAGCAAGUCAGGUGAACGGGAGAAUGACGGGAGAAACUGUGAUCUUAGCCUACUCUGGGGGCCUGGAUACGAGCUGUAUCCUCAAGUGGUUGCUGGACCAAAAGUACGAGGUAAUCUGUGUUCUGGCUGAUGUGGGCCAAAAAGAGGACUUUGUGGCGGCCGAGAAAAAGGCUCUGAAAAUAGGAGCCAAGAAGGUGAUUGUAUCUGAUGUCAAGAGAUCUUUCGUGGAGGACUACAUUUGGCCGGCUGUCCAGAUGGGUCUUGUCUACGAGGAGCGAUACCUACUGGGCACCUCGCUGGCCCGGCCCUGCAUCAGUGUGGCACUAAUGGAGGCAGCCCGUCAAUGUGGCGCCAAGUACCUGGCUCACGGUGCCACUGGAAAAGGCAACGACCAGGUGCGCUUCGAGCUUUGCGCCUAUGCUCUCCAGCCGGACUUAAAGAUAAUAGCACCAUGGCGAAACGAGGAGUUCUGUCGCCGCUUUCAGGGGCGACAGGACCUCAUCGCUUACGCCCAAGAGCAUGGCAUCGAGGUGAGUGCCAAGCCGGCCACUCCCUGGAGCACCGAUGCCAACAUCCUUCACAUUAGCUACGAGUCCGGGAUUCUCGAGGAUCCCAACACUGUGGCCCCUAGCAGCCUCUACGAGCUGACCGUGGAUCCUCUCACCCAAGCACCGAGUCAACCCACUCGCCUCACCAUCGAGUUCCGUAAGGGACUGCCCACCAGCGUUAAGAAUUUAUCGAAUGGUCAGGUGUUUAUCCAGCCCCUGGAGAUUUUAAACUUCCUGAACGAACUGGGAGGCUCCUACGGCAUCGGGCGGAUUGACAUUGUGGAGAACCGCUAUGUGGGCCUCAAAUCCCGAGGAGUGUAUGAGACGCCGGGGGGAAAUAUUCUGUUUACCGCCCACCAAGACCUAGAGGUGUUCGCUUUGGACCGGGAGGUGCUUCGAACUAAGCAGAUCCUGCGGGACCGCAUGACUGACUAUGUGUACAAUGGAUUUUGGUUCAGUCCGGAAGCUAUUUAUGUUCGCAAGUGCAUCGAACUGGCGGAGGAGAAGGUGUCCGGGCAGGUGACCGUCGAAUUGGCUCCCGGCUACUGCCGCGCCAUCGCCAGGAAGGCGGCUGAGAAUGUUGGUGCACUGUAUAAUGAGGAACUGGUCUCGAUGGACGUCCAUGGUGAUUACGUGCCCCAGGAUGCUGGUGGCUUCAUCGCCAUCAAUGCGGUGCGCAUUCGGGAGCAUGUCCGCGCUUUUGGACCUUACAAAAUUCCGAAAAGGUCUCAAUAAAAAAGAAAAUUGUAAUAAAUAUUAUAAAU